This is a messenger RNA of Pleurotus ostreatus (oyster mushroom), 1047 nucleotides long. RefSeq lists its product as uncharacterized. The record is from RefSeq and is a predicted model, not a curated record. Lineage: Eukaryota; Fungi; Basidiomycota; Agaricomycetes; Agaricales; Pleurotaceae. The coding region runs from base 1 to 1047 and encodes 348 amino acids. The transcript is spliced from 15 exons.
AUGGCCAGUCCUACGAAGAAAAUGCAGUAUGUCCGCCUGGGGAACUCGGGGCUGAAAGUCUCGAAGAUCAUCCUGGGGUGUAUGACAUACGGUAGCCCAGAAUGGCAAAAAUGGGUGUUGCCCGAGGAGGAAGGCAUUAAGCACAUUAAAUUCGCAUACGAUCAGGGGAUUCAGUCGUUCGAUACCGCCAAUGUAUAUUCCAAUGGACUCUCGGAGAUCAUACUGGGCAAAGCUAUCAAACAGCACAAACUACCCCGCGACGAGAUCGUGGUGAUGACGAAGCUUCAUGGAGCCGUUGCGCGAGAAUAUGGAUAUCGUUUCCAAGUUGCUGGGACAAAUCCCGAUGAAGUUGGGUAUAUCAACCAACAUGGCCUCAGUCGGAAGCACAUCUUUGAGUCUGUGAGGCACAGUCUCGAACGCUUGCAGCUCGAUUAUAUUGACCUUCUGCAAUGCCAUCGUUUUGAUCCAGAAACACCCAUUGAAGAAACCAUGCAAGCGCUUCACGACGUAGUGCAAGCCGGUUAUGUUCGCUAUAUUGGCAUGAGCUCCUGCUACGCCUACCAAUUCCAUGCCAUGCAAAACUACGCCAUAAACAACAAACUUACACCGUUUAUCUCGAUGCAAAAUCACCACAAUUUGAUCUACCGAGAGGAAGAACGGGAGAUGUUCCCAACUUUGAAGUUAUUUGGCGUUGGAUCCAUCCCAUGGUCGCCACUGGCGCGAGGUAUCCUUACGAGACCAUUCGGUGAAAAGACGAUACGGGCAGAAACCGACCUGUUCCAGUCCAUUUACAACAACAAGAGUGUCGGGACACCAGAAAUCGUCAAAAGGGUUGAAGAAAUCGCGAAGAAAAAAGGUGUUAGUAUGGCUCAGAUCUCUGUUGCAUGGUCAUUAUCAAAAGACGGCGUCAGCGCGCCCAUCGUAGGGACCACCAGUUUAAAGAAUCUCGAAGAGAUGAUCGACGCCAUUCAUAUCAAGCUGACCGAAGAGGAGAUCAAGUACCUUGAGGAGCCUUACCACCCCGUACCGAUUGCAGGCCACAACUGA